AUGUUUGCCACCAGAGUUCUUCGCCAGGCUGCUCAGCACGCCGAGCGUACUCCCUCCAUCAAGUUCCUCGGCAAGCGGACUAUCCCAGUCUCCAUUGACCACACUCCCCGCCCCCACCCCGCUUCUCCAACCAACUCCCUUCCGGCUUCCUUCACCAACGGUUCCGCCCACACCUCGUUCAGCGCCUACCGUGACCACGCCCAGCAGUUUGGUCCCCUCCGCAAGACCAUCCGCGCCGACGCCGGUAUUGGCGGCAAUGCCGGUGCUGCUCUUGGCUCGGUUGCUCCCCCCUCCGGUGUCUACUUCGACCGCAAUGAUCUUCCGGCCCGCUUCCACCGUGUCCCCCUGACCGCUGACGAGAUUGAGGCCAUUGAGACCGGCGGUGCCGCGGCCUGGGCCUGA
Messenger RNA from Podospora anserina S mat+, 402 nucleotides. RefSeq lists its product as uncharacterized. The record is from RefSeq and is a predicted model, not a curated record. The transcript has 2 exons. Bases 1 to 402 code for a protein of 133 amino acids. Lineage: Eukaryota; Fungi; Ascomycota; Sordariomycetes; Sordariales; Podosporaceae. Gene Ontology annotation, biological process: 2-oxoglutarate metabolic process.